GGCUCAGUCGCGCUUUAGAGCGCGGAGGGAGAAGAAGGGAGGGAAGGGGAUAGGCGGCCGGACGUGGUCGCGAGGGCGCGCGCGCGCGCGGGUGGGGCGGAGUUGGGGGACGCGGCUGAGUCUGCCGCCACCUCCCCGACUCGCGGUCCGCGGGGCGGCGAGGGAGACCCAGUCCCUGAACCCGCGGCGAGCUCGGUAGGCCUCGGUGGAAACCGGAGCGUGUGGGGGAGGGGCCGCGGCUGCUUCCUGGCUGAGGCGGAGGCGGCGCCGCGUCUGCGUCACGUGACACCCCAAAAGGCGGAGAGAGGCGGAAAAAAAAAAGUGUGCAAAGAUGCACGGGGGAGCGCCGUCCGGGGACAGCGCGUGCCCGCUGCGCACCAUCAAGCGCGUGCAAUUCGGCAUCCUGAGCCCGGAUGAGAUGGUGGGUUCGCGCGCCGCUCUCUUUUUAUAUCUUUUUCUUUAUGAUUUAAAGAAGGUGUGGUGGUGGUGCGAAAAAUAAGAGUGGCGGGUGGGCGGUGGGGUCUUUCGAAGAACUUUCUCCAGGCUUUUUAUCGCAUUGGGAUUUUGGAAGGGCAAUGCUGAAAUAAAGAAGGAAAAAAAGGCGGGUGUGCUUGGCUUUCCUGUGGGAGAAAGGGAGAUCGAUUGCACCUUCCUGGGGGGGCACAGUGUUCUCUCCCCCUACCCCCCCAAAAAAUGUUGGUUUGCAAGAAGACAGCCAGAAGCGUGCUCGCUCCUGCAAGACAAAUUUCCCCACCAGUUUGCAGAUGUUAAAAGUGCCACAAAACUCUGUUCCUUGGACCCCCCCCCCCCCGGGGUACCUAAGUGGAUUUCCUUAUCGUUUUUUUCUUAAUAAUUGACUAAUUUUGCUGCUGGGACUCGUAUUAUUAAUUUGAUUUUUAUGCCGCCUUUUAGCAAAAGAUACCAAUUUGUUUUCAAAGGAGUGGCAGCACAGUCCAUGUUGGCAUCUUUAUGCUGAAGACUGUUACAGGCAUGCACACAUUUGCUCCACUGACUCCAAAACUGCAUUUUGAAAGAACUUUGCAGUUUUUAUUUGUUUCCAUAUAAAACACACAGCAAGUAAGUUUCGGUUGAGCUGGCCUUAGCCUCACUCUCCUUAAAACUUGCUCACAGAUCCUGCGUUUUAAGUAGCAUUUGUUGCUUGUCUCCCAUUAAAAUCCCAGAAAGCUCCUUCUGUGUGGGGAGAGAAAAUCGAUGAAAUGGGUUUUGCUGUACGUAGUAGAGCUUCGCUGCCGUCUUUCAUUUUUGCCUGUAAUCUUGUUGAUGUGGAGAGCUAGGGCGGGCUGUAAAGUUUGUGAAGCUGUUUUAUCCCCGCAGUAAAUUCUCUCCUGAAUGGAAGGUAUCCUCCUGAUAGUCUUCACUCACUUAAAAACGCUUUGUUUUCCUAGUAAUGGUUUUUAGAGGACCAUUAGGGACGUGACAUAAUAAUAAUAAAACGCCCUUUGCGCUUCUGUUCCUUGUAUCUCCCAACCUAGAUAUCAUUUCUUUUCUUCUUCUUCUAGGGCUUCUGUUGCUGUUUGGGUCCCCAUUCUUGACGUCUGCCUUCCCCACACCCUGAAGACUUGGCUGAUACUGAUUCUGCUUUCUUUUUUUCCUUCUAGAAACGGAUGUCGGUGACGGAAGGGGGGAUCAAAUACCCUGAGACAACAGAAGGGGGUCGCCCCAAGCUGGGUGGCCUGAUGGACCCUCGACAGGGUGUCAUUGAAAGGACAGGACGGUGCCAGACCUGUGCAGGUGAGUUCUUAGGGCAGUGCGCGCCAGGCGCUUUGUACUACAACUCCCGGCAGCCCCAGCCCCACAGUACCAGGCUGGGGGAGACUAUGCUGGGGCCUCACUAGGAAAACUGGUUCUUGGGAAGGGGAUGAGGGGGCCAGUCUCAGAAUCCGGGAGUCGGAGGGGCUCAUGAUUUCCCCGUCCUUCUGUUCUCCGGCAGGCAACAUGACAGAAUGCCCCGGCCAUUUCGGACACAUUGAGCUGGCCAAGCCUGUCUUCCACGUCGGCUUCUUGGGCAAGACGAUGAAGGUUCUCCGUUGCGUCUGCUUUUUCUGCUCCAAGCUGCUGGUUGACUCUGUGAGUAAUGGCUGGAGCUACUGGACAUUCUUAGAAACAAGCUCAGAUCAGUGAAUAGCCGAAAACAGCAUGGCUUUUCACUAAGUCCCCCCGUGAUAUUCUCAAAAAGAAGCUGGUGAAACGUGGGCUGGACGAAGGAACUGUUAUGUGGAUUUGUAGUUGGUUGGCUGACCGAACCCAAAGUGUACUCAUUUAUGGUUCCUGGUCAUCGGGGGGGGGGGGAGUGACAAGUGUGGUGUUGCAGGGUUCUGUCCUGGGCCCAUUGUUGUUCAACAUCAAUAUAAAUUAUGAAGGAAUUGAGGGGAUGCUCAAUUCCAAUGUUUCCAAUUGAAAUUCAUUUUGUUACUUUGGGCGCAGUUCUCCAAUCUGUCAAAAGGUCAUUUUGAAUCCUGAUUCUGCCUUCUGCGACAUUAGCUACUACAGUGGUACCUCGGGUUACAUACGCUUCAGGUUACAUACGUUUCAGGUUACAGACUCCCCUAACCCAGAAAUAGUACCUCGGGUUAAGAACUUUGCUUCAGGAUGAGAACAGAAAUCGUGCUCCAGCGGCAGCAGAAGGCCCCAUUAGCUAAAGUGGUGCUUCAGUUUAAGAACAGUUUCAGGUUAAGAACAGACCUACGGAACAAAUUAAGUACUUAACCCGAGGUACCACUGUAAUAGUCCCACUCUAUUCUGCCUUGGUCAGACCACACUGGGAAUGCUUUGUCCAGUUUUCCUGGCUGUGCUGCCCUGUGGCUUUUCAAAGAAACGAAAUAAUCUAAUUUUCUGUCCACAAUUUCCUGUCUUGUUGGCUCUUGGUUACUUGCCACAGGUGACCAGGUGAGUGCAUGCUGACAAGCCUUAGGGUUGACCAAUAUAUUUUCAUUCUAACUCUACAUUCUGCUCUUAGUGAAGCCUUGUGUGGCUUCUUUGUGGGCAAUCAUCCAUUUUUGUUUUUAAUCUCACCUUUCAGUAUAUAAUUCUUAAGCUGCCCCACAGCGCCAACCUACAACUCAAAAAACAGUUCCAUCAGCUACAGAAAUCUUAAGGGUUACUUGAAAUAAUCAGUGUUAGUAGCCACUGAGAACCAGAAAUAGGGGAAAUAAAAACAUGUUUUACCUAGUUCUGAAAAAUGAGCCAUUAUGGCACAAGGUGAAUAGGUGCCACUCCCAAGAAGGCCCUGUUUGUGUCAGCCCUCCCCUUCCCUUUGUUCAGCUUGAGUUCAAAGGUCUUCUGUUUCCCCCUAUUCUGACUCCAAACACUUUGGGUGUACGAACCUCCCACAUUGAACCGCUCAGGAAGGCAGAAUAAUAUGGAUUCAUCCUAAGAGAACAGAAUACUGGUAUCUGUGGAGUGUUCUUGUCAUUGCAGCAAGAAAGGCCCGUUGCAUCCCUUCCCAGCCUGCCCAUGACCCCUCUGAUGUGAGGCCUACUUCCCAAGAGCUAUGGCGAAUAUUGGGAUAUUCUCACAUUUGCUGGUAGUCGUGGAUAAGGGGAGUUAUAAUCCCGUUUACAAUUGCACUAGGUGUAAAAUGGCUUUUUCUAUUACCCCGUAGUAUUGAGGAUGUUGGGGUGGGGCGGUCAUUCAAAAGAACCCAAAAUCUGGCACGGUUGAUCACACCCUUGAUUAUUUGGGGGGAACGCCCCAUUCUUCUUUUUGCCGCAGAACAACCCGAAGAUCAAAGACAUCCUGGCUAAAUCCAAAGGGCAACCGAAGAAGCGUUUGACCCACGUCUACGACCUUUGCAAAGGCAAGAACAUCUGCGAAGGCGGGGAGGAGAUGGACAACAAGUUUGGAGUUGAGCAGACCGAAGGCGACGAGGACAUCACGAAGGAAAAGGUCAGGACCGCAAAUCGGCUGCGCAAGCCCACUGGGGUUAUAAUAAUAAUAAUAAUAAUUUAUUAUUUAUACCCCGCCCAUCUGGCUGGGCUUCCCCAGCCACUCUGGGCGGCUUCCAAAGAAAUAUUAAAAUACUGUAAUACAUCAAACAUUAAAAGAUUCCCUAAACAGGGCUGCCUUCUUUUUUUUUUUUAUAAAUUUUAUUAACCGGCCAAUCAAAUCAAAUCAAAUCACAUCACAUAAAUUCCGAAUUACAAAGCCGAAUUUUAAAUUUUGUUGAGGGGACCCAUAUUUCAAGAUCCGAAGGGGGAUUCUGAUCAUCAUCUUGCUACUGCGUUAAUGUCCAAAUCAGUCCAAACAAAGUUCAUAAUUCUAUCCAGUCUUAUCUUGCUGUUUCCACAUCACAUCUUGUUCAUAUAUUUUCUCUUUUUUCUUUAUGAUCUCUUCUGAUAGUCUCCUUAAGCCGAUAAACACCAAUAAUAAUCCUGUGUGAAUUUUUCCGUUCUUCCAAUCCUCAAAUCGAGAUGGUUUCCAUAUAUCAUCGCCUUCAUAGAUAACAUCGCUCUUUCCAUCUUUAAUUACAGAACUGUCGUUCUUAAGUCCCUCUGAGGAGUUUCACCCACAAUAUAAAAACAGCUCUAUUUCUCCUCCCAGACUUAAGUCCUCCGACAGAACUUCCCAAUAUGGCGACGGCACUUUUAACUGCGUCAUUCCAAAGCCCUUAUACAUUCCACGCUCUUCUCAAAACAUGCUUUGGUUCGAAAGUUUAUCUCCACACAGCCUUAAAUCCACAGCUUAAGUCCUUAAAACGACAUUUCUGACUUGUGAGGGGGGGGAUUCUUGUUUAAUCACAUAAAGGAAAGAAAGGAAAGUUUUUUCCCCCUCCCCCAUCAGUCCCUUUGCCAUACCGAGUCUUGGCGUAUCUUCUCAUGAUUUAUACUUGUUCCUCUGACUCGAUUUGUUUUAUCAGAGAUCUCUUCUGUUAGCAGUCUUUACUCCUCCUCCUCCCUUGAAAUAUGUGCAUUCGCUUCAUCCAAAUUGUUUCUUUUGAAGUUCUUGCAGCUAGUGGCGCGGAUCAGAGACGGCGUCCAGGAGCGCCGAAAUCCCACCGGAGGGCAUUGUGCCUAGUGCCCCCAUCCCCACAAAUUCGGGGGUGGUAUAGGGCACAGCAGGCAAGGGCAGUCCCCCCCCCACAAUCCUGGGGGGGUAGGGAGGCUAUUUAUUCCCAUCACAGCCUCCAAAUUACCUCGUGUGGGUUGGAGAGAUGUUAUUGUCAGCCAUCUUCUGGUGCGCCCCUAGUGGCCCCCCCAACAGGGCUGCCUUCAGAUGUCUUCUAAAAGUCUGGUAGUUGUUGUUCUCUUUGACAUUUGGUGGGAGGGCGUUCCACAGGGCGGGCGCCACUACCGAGAAGGCCCUCUGCCUAGUUCCCUGUAACCUGACUUCUCACAGUGAGGGAACCGCCAGAAGGCCCUCGGUGCUGGACCUCAGUGUCCGGGCUGAAGAUGGGGGUGGAGACGCUCCUCCAGGUAUACUGGACCGAGGCCGUUUAGGGCCUUAAAGGUCAGCACCAACACUUUGGUUGGUUGAGCUUGUAAGAUGUUGCGUGUUAUCUUAACACUCGCUUUUCUUCUCUGCCUUCUGGACCAUUGUGGACGCUCUCCCAGAUCAUAGAAUCCCAGAAUUGUAGAGUUGGAACGGACCACCUCCGACGGUUCCUUAAGAGUUUCAAAUGUGCCACUAGGGCAGUGGGUCUCCUGCUGUUGUUGCACUACAGCUCCCAGCACCCCUGACCACUAGUCCUGCUAGCCAGGGAUGACGGGAGCUCUGGUCCGACAACAGCAGGAGACCCAGUUUUGAGAAAUACUGCCCUAGGCUUACGGCAGUUGCAGGGGACCCCUGAUUGACCUGACAGCCUUGCCUCGUUGCUGCCUCUUUAUCCAGGGUCACGGCGGCUGCGGGCGCUACCAGCCGAGGAUCCGGCGCUCGGGCCUGGAGCUCUACGCCGAGUGGAAGCAUGUGAACGAGGACUCUCAGGAGAAGAAGAUCCUGCUGAGCCCGGAGCGGGUGCACGAGAUCUUCAAGCGCAUCUCGGACGAGGAGUGCUUCAUCUUGGGCAUGGACCCCAAGUUCGCCAGGCCUGAGUGGAUGAUCUGCACGGUGCUCCCGGUCCCGCCGUUGUCUGUCCGCCCCGCUGUCGUCAUGCAGGGCUCUGCCAGGAAUCAGGUAUGGGCCAAGGGUGGACUUAGGGGGGGCGGGGGCGGAGAGCAAGCCUCGUUCCAACUCAAAAGUCACGCCGCCAGAAAUGCAGCGUUUCCCAAACUUUGGGUCCUCAGCUCUUGCUCCCAUCAUCCCUGAUGACUGGUCCCGCUAGCUAGACUUAAGGGUACUUGUAGUCCAGGAAUAGCUGGGGACCUAAGUUUGGGGAAAACUGCAGUAAUUCUUCUGAAUGCUGCUUGCUGGAAACCACAGCGGGAGAGGGUUCCUGUGCUCAAAUCCUGCAUGCAGGUCUUCCACAGGCAUCUGGUUGGCAAUUGUAAGAACAGGAUGCUGGACUAGAUAGGCCAUUGGCCUGAUCCUGCAGGGUUCUGUUUUCAUAUGUUAUAUGAAGCCAUUCAAAUGACAAUUAGCCUGUGGUUCGCAACAAGAACAUUCCAAAGGGCCAACUUCCUUCUGCUUUCGUCUUUGCCAAUUAUUAGUUACUUUUUUUUUAACAAAGUAGCUCUUAAGCAAUGUGAAAUGUUAAGCAAACAAGAACAGCCAGAUUUAUUAAAACGGGGGGAAAGAAAAUAAAAAGGCAAUUCUAUUGUUUAAAAAGCUGGAUUAAAACAUCCAGCUCACUUAUAAGAGACCGCAUAUGAAAACCAAAGGCUUAGCACAAAGAAAUAUUUUUGCCGGGCACCUGCAGAUACGUAAUGAUCAUGCCAGGUGAGCCUCCCUGGGGAGGGUGCUCAAUAAGCAGGGAGCCACCACUGAAAAGGCCUGCUGUUGUGUGGCCACCCUCCAGACUUCCUGUGGAGGGAGCACGCGAAGAAGUGCCUCCGGUGAGGAUUGCGGGGUCCAGGCAGGCUGAUUUUGUCUGCCCUGACGGGCUGUUUCCUUCCUCUCCCCACUCAGGACGACUUGACUCACAAGCUGGCUGACAUUGUGAAGAUCAACAACCAGCUGCGGAGGAACGAGCAGAACGGAGCAGCCGCCCACGUCAUCGCCGAAGACGUCAAGCUGCUGCAGUUCCACGUGGCCACCAUGGUGGACAACGAGCUGCCUGGGCUGCCCCGCGUAAGUGCUUAGGGGGCCUCUGCCUGCCCCUAGCAGGGUAGAAAUCUGCAGCUGCCCCUCUUUCACAGAGGAGUCAGUGAGCCGUAGGUGGCUGCGACACUUCCCUCCACAGGCAAACCCAUCUUGGUGAGUGCAGGCAGUUAAGCUUCUUUUGGCGGAGGCCUCCCCAGGUCUGCUGGUCUGGAGCAAUAUUUACGUUCAUUCUGAUUACAGGAGACUUUCUGCCCCCCCCCUUCUGCGGUUUGGACAGAAAUGGGGAGUGGGAACCCAAAAGUUGUCUCAGUUUGGUGGUUGUUAUUGAUUCACAUUUCAUUAGAAGCAAAUAGGCUCCGUUAGAGCAGUCUUCACCUGAUUGGCUGCCCUCCUAGUGCUCCGGACUACAACUCCCAUCAGCCCCUGCCGACGGCACAGUUGUGCUGAGUGUGGCUGUUGGGAGUUGUUGUCCAAAGCAGCUGGAGGGCAGCCCGGUUGAUGGUGGUUGACGUGGAAUAUAUGUAGCGCAUAAGCCAGGGAUAGCCCACGUGGACUACAGUUCCCAUCAGCCCCUGUCGGCAUGGAGUUGUAGCUCAGCAGCGCUGUAACUCUCCAAAAGUUUGUCUUCACCCCUAAAGGCAUAACUCUUCCAUUGUCUCCUGAGACACAAAAACACAUUGAAUGGACUAGGAGAGAUAUUGAUACACAGAGAAACGUAAAAUCAUGUUUCUAUUGGACAGGAUAGCAGAAUUUCACUCGGCUCUUAAUCCAUCGGAUUGUCCUGCCUUGAAUUAGAUUAGAAAGUUGACCUAUUUCCCUUACCUAGAAGUCUUAAGAGCGGUUCCCAGUCAGUGGGAGGACCAGUGUCCAGAAUAGGACGCUCCUCCUUGCUCCACAGGCAAAAGCAAGCCAUUCUUUGCACUUUCAUGUUCCACACCAGCUUUUGCAAGAGAGUAAUGCUUUGCUUCCUCCAACCUCUUGAUUUCCAGGCCAUGCAGAAAUCGGGGAGGCCUCUGAAGUCCCUGAAGCAGAGGCUGAAGGGGAAAGAGGGGCGCGUGCGAGGGAACCUGAUGGGCAAGCGAGUGGACUUUUCGGCCCGGACGGUCAUCACCCCGGACCCCAACCUCUCCAUCGACCAGGUGGGCGUGCCUCGCUCCAUCGCGGCCAACAUGACCUUCGCCGAGAUAGUGACGCCCUUCAACAUUGACAGGUGAGCCCCCUUUCCCCAUCCCACCCCGCGUCUGGUGUGCUCAGGUGCCUCGCGCCCCGAAUGCCGGCUAACCCCUCUCCGCCUCCGCUAGGCUGCAGGAGCUGGUGCGCAGAGGGAACAGCCAGUACCCCGGAGCCAAAUACAUUAUUCGGGACAACGGCGACCGGAUUGACCUCCGCUUCCACCCAAAGCCCAGCGACCUCCACCUGCAGAUAGGGUACAAGGUCAGUUCCGCUGGGGGCGGGACAGGGCACAAAGUUGGGUAGGAGAAUCACAGCCCCUUUCCACCCCGGAGUAAGCUCACAGUGGUGCUGGACCAAAGAAGGAUUUGGGGAGCCCUCUUGCUUGUUCCGGGACGCAGGUGGCGCUGUGGGUUAAACCACAGAGCCUAGGACUUGCCGAUCAGAAGGUCGGCGGUUCGAAUCCCUGCAACGGGGUGAGCUCCCGUUGCUCGGUCCCUGCUCCUGCCAACCUAGCAGUUCGGAAGCACAUCAAAGUGCAAGUAGAUCAAUAGGUACCGCUCCGGCGGGAAGGUAAACGGCGUUUCCGUGUGCUGCUCUGGUUUCGCCAGAAGCGGCUUAGUCCUGCUGGCCACAUGACCCGGAAGCUGUACGCCGGCUCCCUCGGCCAGUAAAGCGAGAUGAGCGUCGCAACCCCAGAGUCGGCCACGACUGGACCUAACAGUCAGGGGUCCCUUUACCUUACCUGUGCCUUGCUUGUUCCGCCAGCAGAACCCUACAAUUCUUUGAUUCAUCUGCUAGCAUUAAAAGAAAGGCCUUGUGUGAGCUUCAGGUCUUGUAGCCCCUUCCAUUCCAAUAGACUCCAGUGGCCUUUUUUGUAAGUGACCACACCAAGCAUUCCUUUAAAGUUGGACAAAUUCCAGCAAAUGGGACAGUUGGGAAGUGCCAGAGGGGGAGAGAGAGACCAAAGGUUUUGGGGACGUAUCGCUCUUUGCAAACCUUCCCACGUGGGGCAGGCCGGGUAAGAUAAUGCUGCCCCCCAGGGAGGCUCAUCUGGUGACUUAAUUAACAUUAAGCGCCUGGCAAAAACAUCCCUUUUCAACCAGACCUUUGGCUGAUUAACAUCCGAUGCCCUUUUAAAUGGGAGGGGGGUUAUUGGUUUUUGUUACCUUUUUCAUUAUGAACGUUGUGUUUUUUAUAAUAUUAUUUUAUUAGUUUAUUUUAUUUUAUUUUAUUUUUGUACCCCACCCAUCUGGCUGGGUCUCCCCAGCCAAUCUGGGCAGCUUCCAACAAAAAUUAAAAAUACAUUAAAAUGUCACACAUUAAAAACUUCCCUGAACAGGGCUGCCUUCAGAUGUCUUCUAAAUGUCAGGUAGUUGUUUAUCUCUUUCACAUCUGAUAUUGUAUUUUUAUGUUUUGCAAACCACCCUGCGGUCCACGCAUAGUAGCCAACUCCCAGGAGCUGACAUUCCUUCGGCCCCUCCCCCAAUAAAAUAUUUGAGGGGGCCAGGCCCCCCCAAAAAAGAUGAUAGGCAUUGUCAUUCAAAUGGUGCUGUGAUCAGUUAUGCAGGGUGGGGCUUACCUGGGCCCUCCCAAUAUUUUAUUCAGGUUUGCACCCCGGGGUCUACAUAUCAAAGGCGGAAUGCAAAUUGUUGUUGUUGUUUUAUUAAUAGGCAUUGGUUGGAUACUGUGAGAACAGACUGCUCAGCUUGGGUGGCCCUUGACCUGCUCCAGAAUCCAGGCUUUGAUUAACAUUAUUACGUAGUAAGCUAGAAAUCACUGCAGCAAGCAGAGCGGGCAUUCGGGUGUCUCGCACUCGGGACUCUGCACAGGCCACCCCUGUCACUGACCUUCCCUCUCAUGCUUCUUGGGUCUUUUUGCCUUGCUGGGCUGGUGCCCUUGAGCUCUGAUAAUGCCUCUUUCUUUCCUGGAGAGAGGAUAAAGAGGGAUCAGUGAGUGAGCAUAGAAACUAGCAUAGCCUAAAAAGGUAAAUACUUAAAUUUGUUGCUUUGCCAGCUUUUCUCUGGCCCUGCCUGCCCCUGGCAUGUGGCCCCUGGGAGUUUCCCCAGAAAGGAAUAUGGCCCUUGGUCUGAAAAAAUAUUUCCCCUUCGCUCCAUUUUAUAAUAAUAAUAAUAAUAAUAAUAAUAAUAAUUUUUAUUUAUACCCCACCCUCCCCAGCCAAGGCCGGGCUCAGAGCGGCUUACAAGCAAUAAUAAAAACAAGUUGAAUGACUACAACUUAAAAACAAAAUUAAAAUACAACGUUAAAAUAUUGAAACAUUAAAAUGUAGCCUCCUCGCAGGAGGAGAAGGAAAAGAAAAAAAAAAGGGAAUCAAAUUGGCUCCAAGCCAAAGGCCAGGCGGAACAACUCUGUCUUACAGGCCCUGUGGAAAGAAAUCAGAUCCUGCAGGGCCCUGGUCUCAUGAGGCAGAGCGUUCCACCAGGCCGGGGCCAGUGUUGAAAAGGCCCUGCUUCUGGUUGAAGCUAAUCUGACUUCCUUAGGGCCCGGGACCACUAGGGUGUUGCUAUUUAAUAAAUAUGCAGGCUUCUUGAAGUUGGGUUGUGUCCUAUUUCCCUGGUGCUUCCUCGUGCGAUACCAACGUGCAUCUGUGCAAAUGACAAAAGUUUUCAGAGUUCGCGCUGAUGCGGAUUCAAUACUUGAAUAAGUUUGUCUGCGGAAGAUUCCAUGUGCACUUUGCAGUCUUCCUCCCCCCUGGCUCCCUCCAAUCUUCCUGCCCAUCCUUCGAGGCGGCAAACCAGCAGGUCUCCUGCUUGAUCUCCCCUUCCAGGUAGAACGGCACAUGUGCGACGGCGACAUCGUCAUUUUCAAUCGGCAGCCGACGCUGCACAAGAUGUCCAUGAUGGGGCACAGGGUCCGCAUCCUGCCGUGGUCCACCUUUCGCCUCAAUCUCAGGUGGGGGAGAAGGCGCGGUUCUCUGUGCGUGUGUCACUGAGUGCGUGGAUAAGGGGCAGGCUUGAAAAAAGGGGGGAAAGGUUCAACUUGCUUUAUGGAAAGGGAUGAUGAUGAAGAUGAUAAUAAUAAUAAUGUAUUUUUUUUUGGAAAGCGAUAAUAAUAAUAAUAAUAAUUUAUUAUUUAUAUCCCGCCCAUCUGGCUGGGUCCCCCCAGCCACUCUGGGCGGCUUCCAACAAAACACUAAAAUACAAUAACCUAUUAAACUUUAAAAGCUUCCCUAAACAGGGCUGCCUUCAGAUGUCUUCUAAAAGUUUGGUAGUUGUUGUUCUCUUUGACAUCUGCUGGGAGGGCGUUCCACAGGGCGGGCGCCACUACCGAGAAGGCCCUCUGCCUGGUUCCCUGUAACUUGGCUUCUCGCAGGGAGGGAACCGCCAGAAGGCCCUUGGCGUUGGACCUCAGUGUCCAGGCAGAAUGAUGGGGGUGGAGACGCUCCUUCAGGUAUACUAGACCGAGGCUGUUUAGGGCUUUCAAGGUCAGCACCAACACUUUGAAUUGUGUUUGGAAACGUACUGGGAGCCAGUGUAGGUCUUUAUGUGGUCUCGGCGGCCGCUCCCGGUCACCAGUCUAGCUGCCGCAUUCUGGAUUAAUUGUAGUUUCCGGGUCACAAGGUAGCCCCACAUAGAGCGCAUUGCAGUAGUCCAAGCAGGAGAUAACCAGAGCAUGCACCACUCUGGUGAGGCAGUCUGCGGGCAGGGAGGGUCUCAUCCUGCGUACCAGAUGGAGCCGAUAGACAGCUGCCCUGGACACAGAAUUGACCUGCGCCUCCAUGGACAGCUGUGAGUCCAGAAUGACUCCCAGGCUGCACACCUGGUCCUUCAGGGGCACAGUUGCCCCAUUCAGGACCAGGGAGUCCCCCACACCUGCCCACCCCCUGUCCCCCCAAAACAGUACUUCCGUCUUGUCAGGAUUCAACCUCAAUUCCAAGCAUCGCUGUCAACUUUCCCCUUUCCUUGCGAGGAAUCCUAUUCGGAACAAGGGAAUUUCCCUUAAAAAAGGGAAAACGUUGAUAGCUAUGAUUCCAAGACCGCCUGACCCAGCUGCUCCCCAUCCCUGGUUUUCCCUCUCUGCAAACUCAGGCAGGUAUUUGUACAGUUUCCUUCCUGGCACUCGGCCUGAGCGCUGCCCUCCGUUGUUCUCAAUCUCCCUCUCUCUCUUCCUCUCCACCAGUGUGACCACCCCGUACAAUGCCGACUUUGACGGCGACGAGAUGAACCUGCACCUCCCCCAGUCCCUGGAGACGCGGGCCGAGAUCCAAGAGCUGGCCAUGGUGCCCCGUAUGAUUGUCACGCCUCAGUCCAACAGGCCCGUCAUGGGCAUCGUGCAGGACACCCUGACGGCCGUCCGCAAGUUCACCAAGAGAGACGUCUUCCUAGAGAGGGUGAGGGCAGGUUCUGCAAAGACAGCCUUACUUGUUGUUGUUGAGUUGUUUAGUCGUGUCCGCCUCUUUGUGACCCCCUGGUCCAGAGCAAGCCAGGCACUCCGGUCUUCCACUGCCUCCCGCAGUUUGGUCAAACUCAUGCUGGUAGCUUUGAGAACACUGUCCCACCAUCUCGUCCUCCGUCGUCCCCUUCUCCUUGUGCCCUCCAUCUUUCCCAACAUCAGGGUCUUUUCCAGGGAGUCUUCUCUUCUCAUGAGGUGGCCAAAGUACUGGAGCCCCAGCUUCAGGAUCUGUCCUUCCAGUGAGCACUCAGGGCUGAUUUCCUUCAGAAUGGAGAGGUUUGAUCUUCUCGCAGUCCAUGGGACUCUCAAGAGUCUCCUCCAGCACCAGAAUUCAAAAGCAUCCAUUCUUCGGCCAUCAGCCUUCUUGAUGGUCCAGCUCUCACUUCCAUACAUCACUACUGGGAAAACCAGAGCUUUAACUAUACGGACCUUACUUGCACAUGGCUUCAGAGCCAAUCCAGCAGCAGACCACCUUCUCCUCCUGUGGUUUCCAGCAACAGGCCUUCAGAAGCAUCGCUGCCUCUUUCAUUUUUAAUAUAAUUUUUAUUAGUUUUUUAACAUACCAUUUUCAACAGUAAUUAAACAUACUUUUACAUCUUAUUCAAUUUUCUUGACUUCCAUCAAUCCUGUCUGAAAAUUUUCCAAUCUAAUCUCUCAGUAUGCAUUUCUUAUUUUCCCUAUUACAUUUCAAACUCAUAACCAGUAUCUCUUUUUCUACUUUGUAACGUUUUGUAUAUUUCUCCUUACAAAACUUCUUGCGUAAUUUGUUGGUUACAGUUGCUCUUCAAAUAAUUCAUAUACUUCUUCCAAUCUUCUGUAAAUCUCUGGUCCCGCGGGUUUCAAAUCCUUCCUGUCAUUUUGUCCAAUUCUGCGUAGUCCAUUAAUUUCGGCUGCCAUUCUUCUUUUGUCGGAAUUUCUUUUUGCUUCUGUUGCUGGACUAACAAUACUCUUGCUGCUGUUGUAGAAGCAUUGGUGCCUCUGAUGGUGGAGAGCAGUCCUCAAUAAACCUCUCCUCUGUGAAUUUGUCUAAUCCUAUUUUAAAGCCAUCCAAGUUGGCCAUCCUGUGGCAGAGAGUUCCAUAGUUUGACUUUGCACUGUGUAAAGCAGGGUUUUAUUUUGACCUGUCCUGAAUCUUCCGGCGGGUUUUAGUGUCGGAACUAGAACCAUGCCAUAUUUUAUCAGAUUUUUCUGCACAAAGGGGGGCAAUUUCGCUCUCCCCUUUUCCUGUACUUGUAGCAAGUCCUGCUUUAGUAAGGCUUGGUGGUUUUGGGGAGGGAGACGUCGGGUUCUAAGCGUGAAAUCUUCCCUUUUCAUGGGGGAAAGCCCAGGCAAUAACCACUCCGCUUCCCUUCUCCUGAUCUCCCCUUCAGGGCGAGGUGAUGAACCUGUUGAUGUUCCUCUCCACCUGGGACGGCAAAGUGCCCCAGCCGGCCAUCCUCAAGCCUCGCCCGCUCUGGACCGGGAAGCAGAUCUUCUCUCUCAUCAUCCCAGGACACAUUAACUGCAUCCGUACGCACAGCACCCACCCGGACGAUGAGGACAGCGGGCCCUAUAAGCACAUCUCUCCCGGAGACACCAAGGUACUGUUGGUGGGGCAGGGGGAAGGCAGACAUCACCAGUGUGGUGUAGUGGUUAAGAGCAGUGGACUCGUAAUCUGGGGAACCGGGUUCGAUUCCCCGCUCCUCCACCUGCAGCUGCUGGGUGACCUUGGGCCAGUCACACUUCUCUGAAGUCUCUCAGCCCCACUCACCUUGCAGAGUGUUUGUUGUGGGGGAGGAAGGGAAAGGAGAAUGUUAGCCGCUUUGAGACUCCUUCGGGUAGUGAUAAAGCGGGAUAUCAAAUCCAAAACUCUUCCACCUCUUCUUCUUCACCAGCCUGGCCUGGUGCGUUCCAAAGGCCAAGGAAGGAUCAGACCCUGAUUAAUACACACGAGGCUUGGCCAGCCAGACUCUGGGAGGAAGUGCGAAUAAUAAUUUGUUACUCCCUGGCCCAGGUCCCUUUUAUUAACAAAAGAACUCUUAACACAGCACUUGUAAGGGCCAAUCAGAUGUCCUCUGAGCAUUAAAAAAAACAAACCCCACGUAGGACAAAGUUAGAUCAGAGAAAUCCUUUUAACUGCAAAGACUACUUUGAGCAUGCAUACAUGUUUUUAGGGUAAAUAAAACAGGAAUCGAGGAGGAAUGCAUUUAGCAAAGCCCGGAGUUCAUAAGCAGUAAGCAGGAAAGGAAGGAUGGCAAGGAUAGAUAGCAUUUACCAUCUCCUUGUGAACGCUCUUGCUGGCCCUUAAGAUCUACCUAAAGAUUAACAAAAUCUACAUCAAAGUUACCUCCUAUCUUUAUGGCCUAGGACAUGCUGCCUUCAGAUGUCUUCUAAAUGUUAGGUAGUUGUUUAUCUCUUUGACAUCUGAUGGGAGGGUGUUCCACCGGGCGGGCGCCACCACCAAGAAGGCCCUCUGCCUGGUUCCCUGUAGCUUUGUUUCUCGCAAGGAGGGAACCGCCAUGAGGCCCUCGGAGCUGGACCUCAGCGUCUGGGCAGAAUGAUGGGGGUGGAGACCUAAAACCUCCCCACCUGAUCCUCAGUUCCCCUCUUACACUAGCUGGAACUAACAGAGACAAGAAGGGAGGAGGUAGAGGAUGGAACGUUUGUAGAGCAACACACUGAGCAAAGCAGAAGAUCCCACUGCUGCAAGUCAAAAUUGCACGGCUCAAAGGGUGCCAGGCUGGUGGAUGGAGAUGCAAAGCUGCAGCAGACACACACACCACACACACACACAUACACAUAUAUACCGGUCUCUACAGCCAAGCUUCCCUAGUUUCCUGCCUGUGGCCAGAUUUGCUAGCCGUCCCCACCAGCCUCACGCUCCUCUGUCGCUCUCCUUUCCCCUCUCUUCCUCAGGUCAUCGUGGAGAACGGGGAGCUGAUCAUGGGCAUCCUCUGCAAGAAGUCGCUGGGCACCUCUGCCGGCUCCCUGGUCCACAUCUCCUACCUGGAGAUGGGCCACGACGUCACCCGCCUCUUUUACAGCAACAUCCAGACGGUUAUCAACAACUGGCUUCUGAUUGAAGGUGAGCUUGACGGUGCAACUUGGUCUGUUUUGGUGGGGGGUGUCUCCCCCCCCCCCAUGGUUUCUUCUUCCUCCAGAGGAGUCUGGCAGUUGCAGCAUUGGGGUUCUGAUUUAACUCUUUACAGUGGUACCUUGGGUUACAUACGCUUCAGGUUACAGCCUCCGCCAACCCAGAAAUAGUACCUCGGGUUAAGAACUUUGCUUCAGGAUGAGAACAGAAAUUGUGCUCCGGCGGCGCAGCGGCAGCAGGAGGCCCCAUUCGCUAAAGUGGUGCUUCAGAUUAAGAACAGUUUCAGGUUAAGAAUGGACCUCCGGAAUGAAUUAAGUACUUAACCCGAGGUGCCACUGUACUUGCUCGACUAGACCCACCUUGGGCCUCCCCAGUUAGGCACGAACUGGUUCCCUGUGUUGCCAUUACAUCGGUACCUUGGUUUGCAAACAGCCUGGUUUGCAUAUGUUUUGGAUUACAAACACGUCAAACCCGGAAGUGCAUGUGUCCCAGUUUGCAAACUUUUUUUUGGAUUACAGCCAAAUUCUUUUUGGAGGCCCCAUUGGCGAAAGUGCGCCUUGGGUUACAACCUGUCCCAGUACGUUUCCGAGCACAAUUCAAAGUGUUGGUGCUGACCUUGAAAGCCCUAAACGGCCUCAAAGGCCCAGUAGACCUGAAGGAGCGUCUCCACCCCCAUCGUUCUGCCCGGACACUGAGGUCCAGCUCCGAGGGCCUUUUGGUGGUUCCCUCCCUGCGAGAAGUGAGGUUGCAGGGAACCAGACAGAGGGCCUUCUCGGUGGUGGCCCCCUCCCUGUGGAACGCCCUCCCGUCAGAUGUGAAGGAAAUAAGCAGCUAUCUUCUCUUUAAAAGACAUCUGAAGGCAGCCCUGUUUAGGGAAGCUUUUAAUAUUUAAUGCUGUAUUGUUUUUAACACUUGAUUGGGAGCCGCCCAGAGUGGCUGGGGAAACUCAGCCAGAUGGGCAGGGUAUUCAUCAUAUAUUAUUAUUAUUAUUAUUAUUAUUAUUAUUAUUAUAUACAGGCCUCCAGAAUGGAUUAUUGUUGUAAACCAAGGUACCACUGUAUUUACUUUGUUGCAACUCCAAAGCCACACACCACUAUGCAUCAUUUCUCAAGUUGAUUUUGGACUACAAUUCCCAUCAUCCCUGACCGCUGGUCCUGCUAACUAGGGAUGGUGGGAAUUGUAGUUCAAGAGCAGAUGAAGGCCCGAGUUUGGGAACCCCUGAUUUAUUGCCCAUAUAACCUCUCUGUUUCUCUGAGGGCCUCACAGUGGCCUACUUGGUACUCCUCCCUCAUUUAAUCCCCACAGCCCUGUCAGGUAGGUUAGGCUGUGAGUCGCCCUGUGAGCUUCAUGGCCUUGCAGGGAUUUGAACCCUCGUCUCCCAGGCUGUAGCCCGACGCUAACCGCUAGGCCACGCCGGCUUUCUUGUUCUCCCUUUCUGGUGUUGAGCCUCUUCUCCCCCUCUUUGGCAGGCCACACCAUUGGGAUCGGGGACUCCAUCGCUGAUGCCAAGACCUACCAAGACAUUCAGAACACCAUCAAGAAGGCCAAGCAGGAUGUCAUAGAGGUACGGAAGGGAGCAGAACUCUGCACCCGAAGCGACGAACGUAUGGCGAGGGGGAUAGGAGCUCUCAGGGAAAGAGGGCAGAGUGUGUGGGGGUUCAUCAUUAUUCCGCCACAGCAGUUAAGGACCUGAGCUCAAGGCCACGGCGUUCUUCCUUCUGACUCCACCAGCCGUGCUUCAGGCUGGUUGCCCUUGGCCUGUAGAUCGGGAGCUGGGGGGGAAAUCGACACCAGAGGUUCCCAAACUGUGGUCCGCAGGUUUCGUCUGGGUGGCCUGCAGCGCGUGUGUUAGAAAACAAGGCGGUGAAAAGUCGCACAGCACCUAGCAGAGCACACACACACACAAUUGCUACAGCAGGUAGAAAAACUGCCAGGUGCUUCAGCAAGACCAUUGGCAAUUUUCAAGGGGUGCGUCGGGGUGGAGUUAGGGGGAUACUGUCUGUUUAGGGAAGUUUUUAAUGUUUGCUGCAUUACUGUAUUUUAAUAUUUUGUUGGAAGCCACCCAGAGUGGCUGGGGAGGCCCAGCCAGAUGGGUGGGGUAUAAAUAUUAUUAUUAUUAUUAUUAUUAUUAUUAUUAUUAUUCUUUAUAGAGAUGGUUUUCACAGAGCUCUGGGGGAUCCAGCAGAGAUGGGUUUGUUUGUUUGUUUGUUUAUUCAUUGUAUCUAUAGCCCAUCUUUCCUCCAAGGACCUCAGGGUGGCUUACCUAGCCUUCCUCUCUCCCUCACGACAACCCUCUGAGGUAGGUUAGGUUGAGAGAGGCAGUGACAGGCCCAAGGCCCACCCUGUGAGCUUCGCACCCGAGUGGAGAUUUGAACCCUGGACCGACACUCUAAACGCUACACCACACUGGCGAGGGAAGGGAGGCUUGUGUUUGGGUAGGAUGGAGAGGGAAGGGGAGAGCAAUCCCAUAGCCUUGGGUGGGCUUGGCUUUGUCCCGGGGGAAGGGGCCCGUUCUGAGACUCUCUCCCCCUCUUUUCCCCGCCUGACUCCAGGUGAUCGAGAAGGCCCACAACAACGAACUGGAGCCCACCCCUGGCAACACGCUGAGGCAGACCUUUGAGAACCAGGUCAACAGGAUCCUGAACGACGCCCGAGACAAGACCGGCUCGUCCGCCCAGAAGUCCCUCUCCGAGUACAACAACUUCAAGUCCAUGGUGGUCUCGGGAGCAAAGGGCUCCAAGAUUAACAUCUCGCAGGUAGGCCUCGCCCCUCCGCUUCCAGGAACCCGGUGGGUGGAUGGACGGACACCAGGCAUGGUAGACGGCCUUCCUGUUCCGCUGGACGCCGGGCACUUUGGGUGACUGCCCCGCCUCUUCCCCCCUGCUCCCCACAGGUCAUUGCGGUGGUGGGGCAGCAGAACGUGGAAGGGAAGCGCAUCCCCUUUGGCUUCAAGCACCGGACGCUGCCCCACUUCAUCAAGGACGACUACGGCCCCGAGAGCAGGGGCUUUGUGGAGAAUUCCUACCUGGCCGGUCUCACCCCGACCGAGUUCUUCUUCCACGCCAUGGGAGGCCGAGAGGGGCUGAUCGACACGGCUGUCAAAACAGCUGAAACAGGUGGGUUUGGAGGGAAGGGGGCGGGGGGGGGAGAAGAGAGAGGGGUACAUGGUGGUUUAGUGCUGUUCUUUCAGCAACCGGGAUUCAUCCUCCCAUCCUGCCUGGGAAAAUCAGGUUCAAUCCAGGAAUUCAGAAAACCUGACCCCAAACCCAGGCCAGUGUUUCCUUGGUGGUUUAGACGGGGCGCCAGCACCUGGGGGUAAAAGCAACCCUGUUAAGUAGGACAGCUGUUACGCCACUCUUCUUUUGCUCGUCCAAUCUGAUCCAGGAGAUCUCAGGCUAUGCUCUGUACACCCCCAAAACCCCACAAGGAGCAAGAGUUAAAGUGCCACUCUCUGCUUCUGGGGCGUCAAGGCAGACAAACUGUACAAUCACAGAUGUGACCAAAGAUGUGUCUGAGACACUGGUUUAGAACCAAGGCUUUAACCCACAUCAGAAUUCUAGAGGUGGGAGGGACCCCUAGGGUCAUCUAGUCCAACCCCCCCCACCCGCAAUGCAAGAAUUCUCCCCACAGCAAUCCCUGGGUGGGCUCGAACCACGAACCUUCUGGUUAACAGCCAAAUGCACUGACCCGUUGCGCCACAGGAGGCCCCCAAACAUACAAACCCAAAAUGAAGAAGUUAGUUGGAUUAAUCAUAGUGUAGAAUGAAAGCUGUUUAGGAAAGGAAAAUACUUUUAGCAAAAUGGGACCCCUUGGGAACUCGAGAACCCGGACCCAAGAACCCUUAUACAUUGCCAAUGAUUCCACUGCCCCAUGAAGAUGCAGCACAGGUAAAGACGAGAGGUCGCCACACAGAGAGCAAUCUGGGAAACUGAAAACACUUUUGCUUAGUAACUGGCCUAAACCGGGAGAUGUCCAGGCAUUCGUUUUCCAGAGAUGGGGCUCUGUGGCUCUUGGACAGAUAUUGUAGCCCAGGUGUGGUCCAUGAGAGCACUGGCAAGAAACAUUGUAAAAUUAAUGAGUGUUAGAAGGAUGCUGGAAUGAAGUUACAUGGUUUUAGUAGAAAUGUAACAAAGAAUUAAGUAAAAGCUGAUUGAUAAUGGGUUAAAAUGAAAAAAUUCAAGGUUAGAUCGUUAAGAUAAAUUGUAGAAUAAAAAUUGAGAAAGAUGGGAAGAACUUGCUGAAAUAGUGAAUUGAACUAGAAUACAAAAAAAGGGAGGUGUGAAGAGGUCGAUGAAACAAGUAAAGGAAAGGUAAAGAUAUGGAAUAUUGGAUGCUUGUUUUAGUUUCUUGUUUUUCUUUUUUGUUGUAUUACUGUAUUGCUUUUAUAUGUUCUAUAUGUUUUGUUAUUGUUUUUUCUUUUUUAUUGUUAUUGUUUUUUCUUUUUUCUGUAAUUUUUAAACUCUUAAUAAAUAUCAUUUUUUUUAAAAAAGAGAGCACUGGCAAGAACAGCUCCCCUCUUCACCCAGAAGUCUGAGCUGCUGACAGAAGCAGCACUUGUGUCGACUUGAAUGUGGUGGACUUGUAAAAGAGUAUUGGGAAAUAAUCCAUAAUGAAUUGAAAAAAAUGUUUAAAAGUACAUUUCCAAAAGAAACCCCCGAGUCCUUUUUGUUGGGGAUGAUUCAGACAGCAAUUCCCAGCUGUCAAAAAAGGUUAUUUAUGUACGCCACUACUGUGGCCCGUGUUUUGUUAGCCCCCAAAUGGAAAGUAAGCAUGCUCCCAACUAAAGAAGAACGGUGAUAUUCUUCUGCGCAGCUUGCCGACUUAACAUAUAGAAUAAGAGAACAAGAAGAACAUACGUUUAGAACAGAUUGGAAAACAUUUAUUGAAUACAUGGUAAAUUGUGUACACUUGGAAAAACGUUGGCAGCAUUAAGAUAAAUUCAACAGUGUACACAAGUUUUGAUGGAUGCAAUAAUGGGAUACUGAAUGGUUUAGUUUUGUAAAAUAUGCAGGGAUUUGUGAUACGCAAAAUGAACCACGGAAAGAGAGGAAGGGAAGUUGUUGAUAUUUUAAGGAUGCUUAAAUGAGUGUUUUGAAUUGUAAAACAGAAAAUUUAAUAAAAAUGAUAGAUAGAUAGAUAGAUAGAUAGAUAGAUAGAUAGAUAUGGAGGAUCUGUGGGGCGUACCGGGUUUCUCACUAACCUCCUCCUCUGCCCAAUGGCCAGGUUACAUCCAGCGGCGGCUGAUCAAGUCCAUGGAGUCAGUGAUGGUGAAGUACGACGCCACGGUGCGCAAUUCCAUCAACCAGGUGGUGCAGCUGCGCUACGGCGAGGACGGGCUGGCGGGGGAGAGUGUGGAAUUCCAGAACCUGGCCACGCUCAAGCCUUCCAACAAGGCCUUUGAGAAGAAGUGAGUCUUGCCUCGGGGGUUUCCUUCUGGUUUUUUUUUUUUUAAACGAUAUUUAUUAAGGUUUCAAAAGAAGGAUACAUAAAUAAGACAGAGAAAAAUAGAAAAAAGAAAAAUACAAAAUACAAAAAAAACCCCCAACAAUUAAAAACAAUUCCAUCAUUUCAUCACUUCUCUUUCAUUUACUUGUUUCCCGGACCUCCUCAUACCUCCCUUUUUUGUAUUCCAGUUCAAUUUAUUAGUCCAGCAAUUCCUUUCCCUCCUUUUUAAUCCUGAUCUUUAAUCUUAAUAUAUUAUAGCAAUAGGUUUUUACGUAUUGAAAAUCCAAUUUUUCCAUAUUCUUUUAUACCAUUACAGCUAGAAACCACUUAACUUCAAUCCAACAUCAUUCUAACAUUCAUUAAUUUUACAAUAUUUCUGUAAGUAGUCUUUAAAUUUCUUCCAAUCUUCUUCCACCGACUCUUCUCCCUGGUCUCGGAUUCUGCCAGUCAUUUCCGCCAAUUCCAUGUAGUCCAUCAUCCUUCUGCGUGCAUCGCCUUUAUUCCGUUGCUCCCACGUUGUGUGGGAUUUCCUCUCUCCCCCCUGCUUAUGAGGCUGGAGAGUCCUGAUCUGCGCCGGGCAACGAGGGAGCUCAGUGCAAACAGCUUCCGUGUCAGUAGAGUCGCCUGUAAAGGAGACGAACUGAGGUUGGGGAAGGCCAAGCUAUAGGAUGCCUCUUGAAAUUCUGUCUUUUCUUACUGCAAUCUCAGAUGGGCUGCAACAGUCAGGCACAUGCCAUGAAUUAUUUUCAGCUGGCGAAACAAACACACCGCCCCUCUAUUGCAUCAAGAGCCCCUGUUCCCAGUAGACCGUGGCUUCGCUUUGUCGCUCGGUCCAGGCUUUGGGUGUCCUGGAAAUAUCCAGAGCAUCGCAGCUGUCCUCUUGAAGGUCUCUUCUCCUCCUUCUCCCCCCUCUCCAGGUUCAAAUUCGACUACACCAACGAGCGGGCUCUGCGGCGCACCCUGCAGGAGGAGAUGGUGAAGGACAUUCUCAGCAACGCCCACAUCCAGAACGAGCUGGAGAGGGAGUUCGAGAAGAUGAAGGCUGACCGGGAGGUGCUGAGGGUGAUCUUCCCUACGGGAGACAGCAAGGUGAGGCUUGUCUGGCCUUGUCUUGACCUCCAGGCUGGGCAGGAAGAGACCCCUGGAGACUCCUAGUCCAGAUCAUGUUUCUGGUCUGGUUCAGCAGGGUGUUUUUUUAUGUCCCCACCCAAAAAAACCCGCAACCCUGCAUGUGUGGACAUUCCCUCUCCGCUUCCUGGAUGCGCUAGUUCCGUGGUUCUCAAAGGGUGUGGUCUUCCACCUUGGCGUGGCAGGAAGAUUCAAGGGCAAUCAAAGCAGCAUUUGAACAUUUCAGUGUCAUGUAGCAUAGCAUCAAGAUAAUUUCAUUUAUUUGCAAAGUACGGAUAGAUUUUCAAAACGAGAGCUAGAAGCAUCCAGGGAUAGCAGGGACCCGCCCUAGUUGCGUUUUCCAAUAUAUUUCUUACCAGUAAAAAAAAACUAGGUGUGGCACGAGCAAAUCUUGAUUUUGAAAGCGAGAAAAAUGUUGGAGCACUAAUUUUAAGUUGUUUCAAGCUGUUUUUAAUAAUUGUGUUUCAGUGCUAAUGCUGUGAUUUAAUGGCUGCGGCCUACCCCCAGGACCUUAGGGUGAAGGCAUGUAAUAAAUUGUAAUAUGCAAAGAUGCAGGGAUUACUGGACCUAAUUAGGGUUUUCUAACUCAUGCCUCUCUCCUCGCCCCCCAAACCACCCUCUUUUCAUAAAUCCAUAGCAAAAUUAAUCAACCCAUUUUGUUGUUUUCCUUCGCCUUGCCCUGGAAUAUUUAUUACUCGGUUUUAAAAAAACAGGAAUAUACAGUUUAUUUUUUAAAAACAUCCAGGAUAUGGUGUGCAGCAGUCACACAUAGAAAACCAUACAACGAAAACCAUAGAAAAUAAUAAAAUUGGAGAUCAACUUACGUAUUGGCAGUGCAGUCGUACCUCAGAGGUCAAACCGAAUCUGUUCCGGAGGUCCAUUCGACUUCCAAAACAUUUGGAAACCCAAGCUUGGCUUCUGAUUGGCUGCAGGAGCUUCCUGCAGCCAAUCGGAAACCGCGGAAGCUCCAUUGGACGUUCAGCUUCCAAAAGAACAUUCAAAAACCGGAACACUUCUGGUUUUUGAUCGUUCGGGAGCCGGAACAUUCGUCUCCCAAGACAUUUAGGAGCUACGACUGUACAAUAUUUUCAUUGUUACCUGUUUGUUUACUAUAUGAAAUGCCGUCAUAAGCUUGGUGGCAUAGGAUACGCCCUGCUGGAAAAGCAACAAGAGGUUAAAAGGAGGAGUCUUGCUGGUGAUGGAGGGGGCAGCGUUGGUUGAUGGCCGCACCUGGCAGUGCCCAGUUCCUAACUCUCCAUUCCCACACAGGUGGUUCUCCCAUGCAACUUGCUGCGCAUGAUUUGGAACGCGCAGAAGAUCUUCCACAUCAACACACGCCUGCCCUCUGACCUGCAUCCUAUCAAGGUGGUGGAUGGUGAGUUUGGCAGGGAGGGGCAGAAACCAGUGGCAAGAGUAGGGGAGGAUCACACACACACACACACACACACACACACACCAGCCUGCCAGGGGAAAUCUGCGGCCAGGCUCCUUUCUUGCCACGCUGCCGAAUCCAGUGACGCUUUUCCGACGUGAAUAAUUCAGCCGGCUCUCCCGGGAGUGGGGGAAAGAUGUAGAACGCGGCUGGAACAAGGCCGGGAUAAUAUUAACUUGCCGAGAACAAGCGAGCCGCAAUCUCUCAGCUCACCCCCUCCUGCCCUUCUCUGCUUCCUGCGACAGGCGUCAAGGAGCUCAGCAAGAAACUGGUGAUUGUGAACGGGGACGACCCCCUCAGCAAGCAGGCGCAGGAGAACGCCACGCUCCUCUUCAACAUCCACCUGCGCUCCACUCUCUGCAGCCGGCGCAUGAUUGAGGAGUUCCGCCUCAGCGGGGAAGCCUUUGACUGGCUGCUGGGCGAGAUCGAGUCCAAAUUCAACCAGGCCAUUGUGAGUACAUGGCUGGGUACCAUCCUGGAUGUGUGGCUCCCUCCAGGGGAAAAAUUAAAAUGUUUUUAAAGGAACUCCUGAGGGACAUAACCCAAACCAGUUGAACAAGAUCGUUUUCAAAUUUAUAGCCGAGCUAUGUUUGAAAUUCAAGGCUUUGCAGCGGGGUGGGUUUGAUUUAAAUCACAUCGAUUUAAAUCACUCGUCAGCAAGACUUGAUUUAAAUCAUUUUUUUACAGAAAGACUCAUGCUUGCCGGUAGAAUCUUAAUAUUUGCAGCCAGAUGAAGGUUUCGUUUUUGGAAUAAUAAAUUUUCAGAGUAGUUUUUUCAGUUUUAUAAAAAAUUAUUGAUUUGCUUAUGCUAUUAGAAAUACUUAUGAUUUGCUUUAUGCUAUUAGAAAUACUUAUGAAAUUAUUGUGAGGUGUAUAAUAAGUUAACUUUAUAUUCGGACAGCUUUUCUGCUGUACUUUAUUGGAAGGAGAAAAAUAAUCAUUCCCUUAAUUACAAUUUAAAUAAUUUAUUUAACUAAAACAAUAACAUUAUAGCAUAUGUAUCCAUGUUUGCUAACUGUUGUGGUUAAACUUUUUUAUAAAAAAAAGCUUAAGACACUUUUAGCACACAUGAAAAACUUAAAACAACUCCUUAUUUCCUGAUGAAUAGCCUUUUGACUAUAAUGUAACUUAAAUAGAAAACUAUCUUUAGAAACAUUUUCCCUCCAAAAGCAUUUAAUUAAAAAUUUUUGUGUGUGUGUGUGUGUGUGUGUGUGUGUGUGUGUAUAUAUAUAUAUAUAUAUAUAUAUAUAUAUAUAUAUAUAUAUAUAAAAUCAUUGAUUUUUAUCCACCCAGCGUUGCAGGUUGUUCGAACAUAGUUUAGGUUAACCGUGCUUUAGGGUUUAGGCGUAACGCUAAACUGUGGUUAAUGAAAAACAAGAGCAAAAAGGGUUUCCUUGUGGCCACACCAUAAGAAUAUCACUGUUAGGUUCUCUCCAUUUUAACCGCACAACAACCCUAGAAGGUAGGUUAAGCUGAGAGUGAGUGAGUGAGUGAGUGACUGGCCCAAGUCCACCCAUUGGGCUUCUUGGCUGGGCGGGGAUUGGAACCCUGGUCUGCCAGGGUCCAGACUGGCUUACCAUAUAAAGCCAUGGCUGGGCGGCCCCUUGAGGUCAGCGGCUGCUCAUUCCCUCUUUGCCCAUCCUCCCGCAGGCUCACCCUGGCGAGAUGGUGGGGGCGCUGGCUGCCCAGUCCCUGGGCGAGCCAGCCACUCAGAUGACCCUGAACACCUUCCACUACGCCGGUGUCUCGGCCAAGAACGUGACGCUGGGCGUGCCCCGACUCAAGGAGCUGAUCAACAUCUCCAAGAAGCCCAAGACUCCCUCGCUGACCGUCUUCCUGCUGGGACAGUCCGCCCGAGAUGCUGAGAGGGCCAAGGUACGGAUCCAGAGGAGGAGAAAAGGCAGGAAAAGAGGGGGGUGGAGCAAAUGGAGACUUUGCCUGUUGGCUGAGCCUUUUUCACAUCAUCAUAAUAAUGAUAAAUAAAUAAUUUUAUUUAGAUCCCGCCCUCCCCAGCCGAAGCCGGGCUCAGAGCGGCUAACAACACUAAAAUGAUAAAACAUUCUAAAAUCAUUUCAUUAUAAAAUUAAUUCAAAUCAGAUUAAUGGCAACUAUUGGGCUAGAGUUCUGUGCGGAUUGCCAGAGGAGGGAGUCAGGCUGUGCCUUGGCCAAAGGCCUGGUGGAACAGCUCUGUCUUGCAGGCCCUGCGGAAAGAUGUCAAGUCCCACAGGGCCCUAGUCUCUUGUGACAGAGAGUUCCACCAGAUUGGGGCCACAGCCGAAAAAGCCCUGGCUCUGGUCGAGGCCAGCCUAACCUCUCUGUGGCCCGGGACCUCCAGAUGUUUUUGUUUGAAGACCGUAAGUUCCUCUGUGGGACAUACCAGGAGAGGCGGUCCUGUAGGUACAAGGAUCCUAGGCCGUAUAGGGCUUUAAAGGUUAAAACAGCACCUUAAACCUGAUCCUGUACUCCACCGGGAGCCAGUGCAGCUGGUAUAGCACUGGGUGAAUGUGAUCUCGCAACGAGGACCCUGUAAGGAGUCUCACCGUGGUAUUCUGCACCCGCUUGUAGCCUCUCCAAAGACCUUUUUCUCAAACGACUCCACACUCACAUUCAUGGUCUUUUCCUUCUGCUUCUGGGUCCCUUUCCAGCAGAAGCUGCAAACCUUCCUGUUCCUUUAGUAGUUACUGAAACUUUUUAGUACCAUCGUGUCAUUAAAAAAACACUUUUUUAAUGGUCUACAUCAAUAAAAACGUACUCCUACAGGGUUAAAUUCACAUUACAGGCAGAAAUACAUUGUACCGUAAGCAGAGAAAGAAACAAGAGUUGGGAGAAUCAUUCCAAAACUGCCCAAUAAAAUAGAAUGUGCUUUUAUUAUUGAUACAUCUCAAACACAAAGGAUUUUGAAGCAUCACAUAAGCUCUGUGCGGUCUCCUUUAUCCAUUUGCUGUUUCGUGGACAGCGAGGUUUCCCUGUGUGCCUGAUCCCUCGCUCUCGGAUCCCAGCAGGUUGACUGAUGGAUUGCAGGAGAUGGCCAAAGUUUAGCUCACUGUGCCAAGUGUAGCUUCUUAUGCACAGAACUUGCUUUUUCCCCUCCAAAAAAUGUAUUGAGUGGAAACGGGCAGCUCUGUGGUUGGCAGGAGGGUAAGACUAGGCGCUCUCAUGGCCAGGCAUCUUCACCCCACUCUCUCCCCUACCCCCUACUCUCCCGGGGGCCUGUCUUCUUCCCAGGACAUCCUUUGCCGCCUGGAGCACACGACCCUCCGCAAGGUGACUGCCAACACCGCCAUCUACUACGACCCCAACCCGCAGAACACGGUGGUGGCCGAGGACCAGGAGUGGGUGAACGUCUACUACGAGAUGCCCGACUUUGACGUCACCCGCAUCUCCCCCUGGCUGCUGCGCGUGGAGCUGGACCGCAAGCACAUGACCGACCGCAAGCUCACCAUGGAGCAGAUCGCUGAGAAGAUCAAUGCUGGUGAGAAGGAGGGGCAGAGUUGGGAUUAGGUCCCCCCCCCAAAAAAAACCCCAUUCUAGAGAAGGUGUUGCGGUUUGCUCUUCAGCCCAGGAGCUCAACCUUUCUUCCCUCCUCCCUUUGCAGGCUUUGGGGACGACCUCAACUGCAUUUUCAACGAUGACAACGCAGAGAAGUUGGUGCUGCGAAUCCGGAUUAUGAAUAGCGACGAAAACAAGAUGCAAGAGGUGGGGGGGGGGUGGUCCUGGUAGAAGAUGGCUUUGAAUGAAGCCUUUUAGAUCUACUUUAUUAAAGGUUUUGAACCUGAUAAUACCAUAAAACUCAAACUAAGCAAAAUAGAGUUGUCAGGGGUUCAGGAGCAGAGGCACAGGAAAGGGAGGAAAUAGAGAGCGAGGGGGAGGAGUCCGAAGGAAAUGUUAGCGAUGACAGCGGUCCGAGGUCUCUGAGUCUUUCCAGCGAAUCGGAAGAUUCACAGAAAGGGGCUCCCUUGGUCAGAGCAAGGGGGUGCCGAGGGGACACCCCAGGAAGAAGGGGCCAGAGGGGACUCAGAGAGCAGCAGUUGGAAAUCAGGACCAGCGUCCACACCAGAGUGCAGUAGGGGGGAGGAGUCCCAGGCAUCGGGAUCAGGCGGCGCACUGCCAGUGGGAGGACAUGAGUCAGGAUUGGCCACGCCUCCAUCGGGGAGCGAGGAAACGGUUGAGAGGAAGGUUGAAGGCUGGGCGCGCGCGCCAAGUUCAAAUGUACAGGAGGGCGGCGCAGUUGGCAGCCCGGAUAGGGAGCCAGGCCCCAAAGCCCGCCGAAAGCGGGCGAGCACCCACGGCGGCCAGCGUCAGAAGAAUCCAGGAAGGAAGGGACCCCGGGGGGUAGCAGGACCCAGAGGAGAAAGGAGAGACGUAAGAGGUGGAGUAAGGCUAGAAUCUUAAACUGGUGUACAGGGGGCGGAGACUCAGAUGGAGCUUCGCCGAUCUAACCCCUAGACGUAGAGCUGGGGCGCUCCGGCUUGAAAAUGGAAACUGUACUUCAAUAAAGACUUUUGUACAUUACUGCCGGCUAGCGUUGGUCCUCUGUGAGCUGGGACCUGGAGCCAGCUCUGACAAGAGUAAUUAAGCAAAAUAGAGUAAUGAAAAAUAAUAUAUCAAACAGAAGAGAAAAAGUAAGAUGCAUUAAUGAUCACCAGCAAUGAUCUUCAUAAAACACAAAAUUAUAAAUAGAUCUGUGUAGCCCUCAGUCAGCGUUUUAAUCUUCUCUGAAUCCUCCCACCUCUUAAUUCCUCUUAAUCAGUCACACACCAUGAGAAAAACACCUCUGACUUGCCUCUCAUACUGCCCCUUCCUCUUCUCUGACAGCUCCCUGUACGUAUCUUCAUUCAGCAAAAAUACAGUUUUUUAAGUAUUAAGGCAUACAUCUAGCUAAUAGGUAAGAAGUAAAAGACCCCAGGACCGUUAAGUCCAGUCGAAUUCGACUGUGGGGUGCUAGGUUGGCAGGAGCUGGGACAGAGCCACGCAAGCUCACCCCCGUAGAGCAGAUUCAAACUACCGAACUUCCAAUCGGCAAGACCGAGAGGCUCAGUGGUUUAGACCACAGCGCCACCCACGUCCCUUUAUCUAGUUAAUACUACUAGAGCAUGAGUAGGCAAACUAAGGCCCAGGGGACGGAUCUGGCCCAAUCGCCUUCUCAAUCCGGGCCAUGGACGGUCCAGGAAUCAGCGUGUUUUUACAUGAGUAGAAUGUGGGCUUUUAUUUAAAAUGCAUUUCUGGGUUAUUUGUGGGGCAUAGGAAUUCGUUCAUUCCACACACACACAACCCCCCCAAAAAAUACAGUCCAGUCCCCCACAAGGUCUGAGGGACAGUGGACCGGCCCCCUGCUGAAAAAGUAUGCUGACCCCUGGACUAGAGAGCCACCCAAAAUCCAAGAAUGAAGACUAUAAUGGCAGGAAGGAAGGAAGGAAGGAAGGAAGGAGGCCAGAUGGGUGGGGUACAAAUAAUAAAUUAUUAUUAUUAUUAUCGAGGAAAAUGGGAAAGCCACAGAAGGCCCUUUUACAUAAUCAGAAAUACAGGAGAGUAUCUGUAGAGGCUAGUGGCAUUCCACAUGCCCAGUGGGUCCUACGUUUAUCCCACGGGCUGGUUGAGGAGAUUGCCCUUCUCCAGAGUCACACCCAAGCCACUCCAACUGCAAAUGGCAGUGUCUCUGCCUUGCCAUGGCCUGUGAGGCCUGAGGCUGGCAAGGGGGAUAAGGGCGGGCAGACCUAUCGCUAUUGCUCUGUGACUCUUUUUAACGCAAAUGCACUCACGCCGGUGCAAAGUGGCUCCUCAGGCUCCUAGCAGCCUUUCCGGGGCAGGGUUGGGGUCCUGAGAACACAACAGGGCUGACACUUUCUGCCUCCUCCCCUCCCUCUUGCGCGGCUUAUAGGAGGAGGAAGUUGUGGACAAGAUGGACGACGACGUCUUCCUCCGCUGCAUUGAGUCCAACAUGCUGACGGACAUGACGCUUCAGGGCAUCGAACAGAUCAGCAAGGUGAGCCUGGGCAGCGGGAUUCGCACUCGGGAGAUCUUAGCUGGCUCCCACAAUCCCCUCCCCACCUAGGCAUGAUGAGGGGUUCCCUCCGAGCGCACCCUGACCCCCUUUUUUGCCCUCUAUCUCCCCCUCUAGGUCUACAUGCACCUGCCCCAGACAGACAACAAGAAGAAGAUCAUAAUCACGGAGGACGGGGAGUUCAAGGCCUUGCAGGAGUGGAUUCUGGAGACGGACGGCGUCAGCCUCAUGCGGGUGCUGAGUGAGAAGGAUGUGGACCCCGUGCGCACGACCUCCAACGACAUUGUGGAGAUCUUCACGGUGGGUACCCGGGGGGGGGGGGAUAUACGGCUAGGAGGGGGCUCGUUCUGGGGUUUCUCGCGAGAGGUAGGUUGGGGGGAGCAGCCCUUCCUCUGCAAUAGGGCAUGUUCAUUCAUUUAUUAAUUUUAUAUGAUGCAUGCGGCAUGUUACAAGAAAAGAACUGCUCCUUUUCCCUUAUGGGGUAUUGUGGAGCCUGUAUAGAGUCCUUGAGGGUUCCCUAUCAGUAUGAGGAAAUAACAGAGAUCAAGCAGAGUAUAUUGAGAAGCAAAGUGGCUAGUAAGCCUGAUAGAACUGGGUGCAGUUAUUUAUUCUUACAAGAAAAACUGCCCCCUUUCCCUUAUGGUGUAUCCAAGAGUCCUUAAGUGGGUUCCCUAUCGGUAGGAGAAAACAACAGAGGCCAACCAGAGUAUACUGAGAAGCAAAACAGCUAGUAAGCCUGAUCUUUAUUAAACUGUUGCAACAGGGUCCCCCGCUCACCACACGCAGGAAAGAGGAGGAACCCUGAACAAUGGUGCGCAAGCCCUUAUAUAGACACUUGAAAUUGCCCACCCUGUAGCCCAAGACCACCCCCCAAAACAUCAUACAUACAUCACAGAAGGAGGCAGUCUACAGCAGAAAUCUUGUCUGCCAGGAUACCUGAUAAUGGUCACUGACUGCAUUACCUGGGCAGCCUGGCCAUUCUUUUGUGGUGGUUAAUACGUUAGUUCCUGAGUCCAGGUCACAGGCUCACCCUAUUCCUACACAAAUAUGCCCUUAAGACAGGAUUUGUGAGCCAAAAAGACAAUGGGAAGGCUUUCCCCAUUUGCCUCCCUUACUGCAGAGGAAUAUUUGAGGUCAUUGGGAGAAAUCAAAAUGGUUUCAGGAUUAUUCUCCCAUACUAUUUCAGAGACAUGGUUCGUAUAUUUAGAUAUGUGUGCAUUAAUGAAUACUUAUUAUAUAUUUGAGACUAUUUAUUGAGAAUAUUCUAUAUUAAAAUUCUUAUAACAACCACUUGACUGCAAAAGCAACAAUAACAACUUCAAAAACGGUUUACAGAAAAGAUGCAAGGUUGACAUAAUUGCAGAGCAAAAUUAACAGUAAUUUAAGGUGCUUAAAAUAACAAUGGAUCGAAAGCAGAUUUGCUCUCGCACCAGCUUUCUGGCUAGGCUUAUCUAAACUGGAAUGCCUUUGGAAGGCAGUGUAGUGAAAGGCAGUCAACAGGCAGGGAGUUCCGAAGCGCACUAAAAGAUGGUUCUUUUGCGCAUGUGGAACGGGUAUCGGGUGCCACCUGCACAGUGCCAAUUCCACCGAUUGAAGUGGCCGAGUUGGCUCACAAUGGGGCAAGGCGAUCUUGUGUUUGUGUGUGAGAGAGAGAAAGGGAGAAGGCGUUCCCUCCAAGAUGAAGAUUUAAGGGAGGGGAUCUGGGAGCGCAGUUUUGGGGGGCCCCUCUUUGCAACUGUGGCAGCCUGCCUCUCCUCGCCCUUGCAGGUGCUGGGCAUUGAGGCCGUCAGGAAAGCCCUGGAGAGGGAGCUGUACCACGUCAUCUCCUUCGACGGCUCCUACGUCAACUACCGCCACUUGGCGCUGCUUUGCGACACCAUGACCUGCCGCGGCCACUUGAUGGCCAUCACCCGGCACGGCGUCAACCGACAGGACACGGGGCCCCUCAUGAAGUGCUCCUUCGAAGAGACGGUGAGUUUUCUGGGGGAGGGAAAGGGCCAGGAAUUUGUCAGGGGUUCAGCCUCCACUCGAGUAGGACCCUGGCAGAGACGCAUGCCCGACUGGCCUGUUCUCUCCCUCCUGGUCGAUCGUUCGGGAGCUUCAAAAGCUUUCUUCGGCCCGAACAUCACAGCGACCGAUGCCAACAGACAUCGGCACACUUAGGGAUCCACAGAGUCUGUUCAUCUUGCAUGACAGACCUCAGCAACUCAGCAUUUUGGCUAAUCUACUUCAUUUACAUAUAAACACACACGGAGCACUGCCACAUAGCUCCCUCUCUCUCUAGCAUCAGACAGCAAAGGGAAAGAACAAAGGACAACAGUCCCACUUCACACAGUACACUGGUACCUCGGGUUAAGUACUUAAUUCGUUCCGGAGGUCCGUUCUUAACCUGAAACUGUUCUUAACCUGAAGCACCACUUUAGCUAAUGGGGCCUCCUGCUGCUGCUGCGCCGCCGGAGCACGAUUUCUGUUCUCACCCUGAAGCAAAGUUCUUAACCUGAAGCACUAUUUCUGGGUUAGCAGAGUCUGUAACCUGAAGCGUAUGUAACCCGAGGUACCACUGUAUCGGGAAGUUUUAGUGUUUGAUGUUUUUAGUUUGUUCUGAUGUAUGCUAUGAGCUGCCCAGAGUGGCUGGGGAAACCCAGCCAGAUGGGCGGGGUAUAAAUAAAUAAUAAUUAUUAUUAUUAUUGACGGCUCUGUUGGUUAGAGCAUGGCGCUCACCACGCCAUUGGUGGCAGGUUUCAUCCCCAUAUGGGGCUGCUGCAAAUUCCUGCUUUGCAGGCCGUUGGAUGAGAUGAGUCUCAGGGUCCCUUCCAAUUCUACGAUUCCAUGCUUCUAUGGUCUGCCUCCACAUUUGUGCAUUUGUGCUGUACCAGUGUGGUGUAGUGGUUAAGAGCAGUAGUCUCGUAAUCUGGGGAACCAGGUUCGAUUCCCCGCUCCUCCACAUGCAGCUGCUGGGUGACCUUGGGCCAGUCACACUUCACACUUCACAGGUCUCUCAGCCCACUCACCUCACAGAGUGUUUGUUGUGGGGGAGGAAGAGAAAGGAGAAUGUGAGCUAGCGGGCCACCCUUUGACUCGCCCUGCCCUCCGCUGCCCCCUGCAGGUUGACGUGCUGAUGGAAGCGGCUGCCCACGGCGAAAGCGACCCCAUGAAGGGCGUCUCGGAGAACAUCAUGCUGGGCCAGCUGGCCCCGGCGGGCACCGGCUGCUUCGACCUCCUCUUGGACGCUGAGAAGUGCAAAUAUGGCAUGGAGAUCCCCACCAAUAUCCCGGGGCUGGGCGUGGGCGGACGUAAGUCAACCUGCCACGCUUGCCGGUCUGGGAGCAAGGAGGCAGCGGCAGGCCUGGAAAUCUGGGGUCCUCUUGAGAGGGGAGAGGCAGGUUUCGCAUGGGCGGAGCAGGGGAUUCUGGGAGUUGGCACAACAGGGUAUGCGCAAGCCAGCACCACAGAGGACUUAAGUAGAGGAGCGAGGCAGACAUGGGCAGAUGACUCCAAGUGACCGUUUCCUCCCUUGAAGGAAUUCUUCGCUUCCCUGAAACAGACGCUCGCGUCUCGGCAGCUGAAAGCGUGCGACGCUUUGCUUCACAGCCGUUUCCUUUGGGGCGAGGGAGGUGUGCUCAGGCUCGUGAGGCUGAAUAUCGAGGAAAGCAGGGCAUCUUCCUUUUAGAAAUGUGUGUUUGAGAGGGCAGGAUUUUGCAGAUUAUAAAGCAAAGGGUAAAAGCGAGAGUUUAGGGCAGUAGAUUUAGGUAAGUGAAAGCAAGAGGGUCUCUGUUGGGGCCAAUUUCCUCUCCUCUCUAAUUCCAUUCCGUUCCUUACAGCUACCGGCAUGUUCUUUGGGUCUGCUCCCAGCCCCAUGGGGGGAAUGUCGCCUGCCAUGACCCCCUGGAACCAAGGCGCAACACCAGCCUAUGGGGCAUGGUCUCCUAGCGUUGGUACGUAUCGGGGAGGGGGGUCUUCCGCCUACACAAAUGCCCCCUCUUGGAAUUAUUAGCUGCAGGUUUGAGCUUGACCCAGAUGGUUGGAAUAUUGCUUUACGUUCCAAGUUGAUCAACAACAACAUGCCUGUGUUUUUUGACGCGCACCAGUUUUAAUCUCCCAACGUCCCUGUUGUGUAGGCCAAGCCGUUGGCCAGUAAGCUUUCAUGGCUUGAAUUGGGGAUUUGAACAUGGGUGUCUCUGGCCCUCGUCCAGUGCUCCCAACCCAUGAUUCUAAAUCUUCCCUGCCUUGGGAUCUCUCCUUCCCAGGAUCUCUGGGACCGUGCCGUGGGAAAUCGCAAAUUAGGGGAAGUAAGGAGACCUGCAUAUUCUCCCAAGAGGUUUUGUGGGUUUCUUGCGAUGUUCUUUCUCCUGCCAAAUGAAAAAAAAAGAAAGGCACAUAGAUGAACUCUGUGUGUUUGACCUUUCAUUGCUUUGCAAACAUUGGCUGGGCUCCUAAACUGGAGAUUCGGUUCCUCAGCUGCGCACGUGCGUCGUGUGGCCUUGCACCCCCAAUUGCAAAAGGCAGGGAAAUAACCUGCAGGAAAUGUCAUGUGUGUACAGGCUGUUGGGGGUGUUAUGUACAGCAAAUGAUCAAUAGUCCCGAUCCACAAACAUACACACACACACACACACUGCAGUUUGGCCUUUGAAGACAAACUCCAACUGCUAAUGGCGUCAAAACCCAGGCACAAAGGGAAAAAGACCACGUGGUUCCAUAUUUAUUAUUUCUGUUUAUAGGCUGCGCUUGCCACCUCAGUUUCCAAAGCGGGGUUGCGAUAAUUGCCACCGCACCAGCAAUUACUCAGGACUUUCGCAGUUGUACAAGUUGCCCGCGACCUGAACUUUUUGCUGCAACUCUUCCCUCCGACUUGGGACCUGUUUCUUACUCCCUUUUUCCUUCCUUGGUUGCGCAGGUAGCGGAAUGACUCCGGGGGCAGCUGGCUUUUCACCCAGCGCCGCCUCCGACGCCAGCGGCUUCAGCCCCGGCUAUUCUCCAGCCUGGUCGCCCACCCCGGGGUCCCCUGGAUCUCCAGGACCCUCCAGCCCGUACAUCCCAUCACCAGGUGAGCGAGAGAAUUCAUUCUUUCAGUGCGCUGUAAGGAAAACAGUGUGUGUAAGGAGCCAGCGUGGUGUAGUGGUUAAGAGCGGUGGACUCGUAAUCUGGUGAACCGGGUUCGCUUCCCCGCUCCUCCACAUGCAGCUGCUGGGUGACCUUGGGCCAGUCACACUUCUCUGAAGUCUCUCAGCCCCACUCACCUCACAGAGUGUUUGUUGUGGGGGAGGAAGGGAAAGGAGAAUGUUAGCCGCUUUGAGACUCCUUAAAGGGAGUGAAAGGUGGGAUAUCAAAUCCAAAACAAACAGACCGGGAUCCUGGACUGACGGCUGUUCCUCUUCCCUUCCUCUAGGUGGGGCUAUGUCUCCCAGCUACUCCCCGACCUCUCCUGCCUACGAGCCUCGUUCCCCAGGAGCGUACACACCGCAGAGCCCCAGCUACAGCCCCACGUCGCCUUCCUACAGCCCAACCUCUCCGUCGUACUCCCCCACCAGCCCCAAUUACAGCCCCACCAGCCCCAGCUACAGCCCCACGUCGCCCAGUUACUCUCCGACCAGCCCCAGCUACAGCCCCACGUCGCCCAGCUACAGCCCCACCAGCCCCAGCUACAGCCCCACAUCGCCUAGCUAUUCUCCAACCAGCCCCAGCUACAGCCCUACGUCGCCCAGUUACUCCCCGACCAGCCCCAGCUACAGCCCCACGUCCCCUAGCUAUUCUCCAACCAGCCCCAGCUACAGCCCCACAUCCCCCAGUUACUCUCCAACCAGCCCCAGCUACAGCCCCACAUCGCCCAGCUACAGCCCAACAUCGCCCAGUUACUCACCAACCAGCCCCAACUACAGCCCAACAUCUCCGAACUACACCCCGACUUCGCCCAGCUACAGCCCCACCUCGCCCAGCUACAGCCCGACGUCGCCGAACUACACCCCAACGUCGCCGAACUACAGCCCCACCUCGCCCAGCUACUCCCCGACCAGCCCCUCCUACAGCCCCACCUCGCCCAGCUACUCCCCCUCCAGCCCCCGCUACACCCCGCAGUCGCCCACAUACACCCCCUCCUCGCCCAGCUACAGCCCCAGCUCGCCCAGCUACAGCCCCACCAGCCCCAAGUACACCCCGACCAGCCCGUCCUACAGCCCCAGCUCCCCAGAGUACACCCCGACCAGCCCCAAGUACAGCCCAACGUCGCCCAAGUACAGCCCAACGUCGCCCAAGUACAGCCCGACGUCGCCCACCUACAGUCCCACCACCCCCAAGUACAGCCCGACCAGCCCCACCUACUCGCCCACCUCGCCCGUCUACACCCCGACCUCCCCCAAAUACAGCCCGACCAGCCCCACCUACUCGCCCACCUCCCCGAAGUACAGCCCCACCUCGCCCACCUACUCGCCCACCUCUCCGAAGGGCUCCACCUACUCGCCCACCUCCCCCGGCUACAGCCCGACGUCGCCCACCUACAGCCUCACCAGCCCGGCCAUCAGCCCGGACGACAGCGACGAGGACAACUGAGAGCGGGCGGUGCCUGUCGCCACGGAGACCGGUGGGCGGGUGACCUCCGAGUGGCGCGAUUGGAUGAAAUGUUCGGAAGCUUUCGGGAGGCGGCGAAACCUCCGGUAGCUCCUGGCAACCUCCUAUUUGCAAGGGGCCUGGAAAAAAAAACCACAGGCGCAGAAGGAAAUUCUGCAAUGCUAAUACCUAUCUCUCUCUCUCUAUUUCUCUCUCUCUCUUCAUCCCGCAAACCCACAGAGAACGUUUUGAUCUCCGUUCUCUUGUCGUUUUUAUCUUUAAAAAGAAAAUACUGUAAAUAAUCGCAUAGACUACCUAGUGAAAUGAGCAAACACGGACCCUGUUUCGGAGGGGGGGAGAGUAGCUCACAUGUGAAGGGGGGGUUGGGGGCGCAGCCCCCCCCCCCCGGCAAGACGGAGCCCAUCUUGCCACCUCUCGCAAACCGUGCUUCGGGAGAGGCGAAAACGCGAGAUUUGGAAGCUGCGGCGACUCCCGUCAGCUUUCCAGCUUCGGCGAUAAUAGUACCUUUUUCCGUACGUGUCCGUCAGGAAUUAUUUAUGUUUAAAAACCUUAGAGAAAGUUUCUUGGUUAAAGUGCAUUGCAUUAACGUGUUCACUUUUCUGCGGGGGGGGGGUCGAGGGGAGGGGAAAAUCCGAUGAUUAAGAACCUCUGGAGAGAAGUUGUUUUUAAGUCUUAUACUUUUGUCGGGGGGCUGGUGCUUGCCUCCCUUUUUUCAAAGCAUGUUUGGAAGUUCAGAACUGUUCCGUGGCUCUCGUCGCGUAUGCCUCUGGAGCGGGGCCACGGCAAUUAAACCGUUGUCAUUUUGUUGGGUGUUUUGGAAUCCUUGCUUUUUCUUGUGAGCUCAAAAACUCUGUAACUUUCUGAAAGACAAAAAAAUAAAAUAAUUUUUAAAAACUCCCAGCU
Podarcis lilfordi (Lilford's wall lizard) is the source of this 37281-nucleotide messenger RNA. The record is from the annotation of a GenBank genome assembly. Lineage: Eukaryota; Metazoa; Chordata; Lepidosauria; Squamata; Lacertidae.